Cinara cedri is the source of this 10567-nucleotide messenger RNA. Lineage: Eukaryota; Metazoa; Arthropoda; Insecta; Hemiptera; Aphididae. The record is from the annotation of a GenBank genome assembly.
AUGUUUCGAUUACUCUUCGUCAUCACAGUGAUUGCAGUGAUUAACGCAGGUCAGUGUAUUUAAAUACGAAAUAAACAUUUUAAAAACCAUUAAAAUUCACACAGAGCGUAAAGGCAAACGACGAAAAAGUCAUAUUUCUUUCCGAUAUUCGAUAAUAUCGGGAUGUGUAUCGUAUCUGUUACGAUAGUACAUUGUUACCGUUUUAUGCGCUUAAAAUAAAUGAUCAUAAAAUAUUAUCAUAUAAGUAUGAACAAGGUGGGGGACGGAAUUAUCAUUUUUAUUUAAUGUAAAAGUACUAUCAGUCCCCAAGUCUUUGAAGUUCAGUGAGUGAAAAUAACUAAAGGGUUUCACUGUAAUAUUUUUAAUGGCAUUAUCAAAACUCGAAUUACUUUUAUUAAAAAUAAAUUCUUUAAUGCUUCGAUUAUACGUAAUCAGAUACUGUUUUACCCACUUUAUUUUUACUUAGCAGACAUAUAUGUAGGGUAAUAUUUAAGAGGGGGAGGGUGCAGAGCAGAAAUUAGAUUUUCGGAUCUCCGGGGCAAAUCUUUUUUUGAGACCCUUAACAGAAAAAAAAUUGAAAAUACCCAAUAUCUAAGUAGUUAAGGAAAAAAUAAAAAUUUGCCAACUUGUACGUUACUAUCUACCUAAAAUAUGUUUAUUUUAAGUUUAAAAUACUGCUGUUCAUGUAUCACAAAUAUCGAAAUUCAUAUAAAUAUGGCAAUAUUUUAUAAAACUUCCAUAAUUUUAAAAGUAAAAAUAAGUAUAUUAAUCUCAUAACAUUUUAUUUAUUACAAUUUUUAAAUCAAAUCUUUACACUGUAGUGUUACAUUAAUAAUUUCAAAACAAAAAAAGGCCAAAACAUACCUGAUGGGUGCAGCCACUGUUCUAAGUGAAAAAUUGGGAAAGUAAAAUAUAGAGAGGAAAUUAAUUUGUAUAUGCAAGCAACAAUAAACCAUUGCUUACUAAAAACGAUUCUAAGCGGAGUUCAGUUUAUAGUGAUACUUUAGGUCAACAAUAUAUAUGUCAUAUUAUGGUAAAAUAAUUAAAUAGGCAUUAUAUAUUUUCUAUAAUAAUAAAUAAUACUUAUUUAACCGAGUAUUUCGUUUUUCCUACGUUUUUUUUUUCGGUUUUCCACAUUUGAUGCGAAAAUCAAAAAAUGACCUCCUUAAAGUACCCCCAAAAAAAUUUACUUUUAGAAAAGGGUCUACAUCGUUUACAUUAGAGUAAGCUUUCUGGUAAAAAAAAGUGUUCACAUACAAAAAAAAUAUACAUCUUUGUAAAACCAAUACAUUCUUUGCUAAAAAACCUAAUUUAAUUACUAAUUACGCACACAUGACUACAAGAAAAUAAAUACACGUAUGCACGCAUUAAUUCGAUCACUGGACACAGAAUGACUGAACUAGUUGUUCGGUGUUUAUUCAUUUAUUGCUACUUAAUUAAUUAAAUACUUAAAAAGAUUGGAAGCGAGUUUCUGUCUUUGUCUCGCACACGUUAAGAUAUAGUGAUUUAGACGUGUUUUAUUUUCAAUGUACCGAUUGAUCUACUGAAGCGAUAAGAAUAAUCUGAAAGCAGAUUUGAAUUUUUCGAUAAGUCUACUUGAGAUCAACUCUCCCAAUUUUUUGAUUUUUGAUUUUAAUUUCUCAAAACAUUAAAAUAUUCCAUUUUUUUCAACUACUCUUUUAUUAGCAUCGAUUUUUUUAGAAUUUAAUGAGAUAAAUUUAAAAAUUGGGAAAGUCGAUCUUAAGUAGACUUCACGAUAAAUUUAAAUCUGUUUCCAGAAUUAUUAUCGCUUCACUAAAUUAAUCGGUACGUUGGAAUUAAAACAUGUCUAAAUCCCCAUAUCUCACGUAUGUUAGACAAAAACAGAAACUCGUUGCCUUCAAUCCCCUUAAUAUUUAUAAACUGUAUUGAAUUACAUGGCAAAUAAUGACAAAAAUGAAAACAAAAUAAUAUAACGGUCUGCGCUAUUAUAAUAUGGUACGGUGAUACGUAGAACUGUAGAAGUCCAUGAUAAGACUUAUCAAACCUGGGUUUUCUAGGUGGCGAGUACUACCAUCGCACUGUUUGAAAAUAAAUCAUAUAACCACAGGAACAUUUAUACCUAUGUACUAAAAUAUUUUAUGUUCGUUGGAUGCCCCAUGGUCUCAUGCAUUAUGUUGUCUCGUGUAAUUUUGACGUAUUAAUUUGCAGCCAAAAUCAUAAUACAAAUACAAAUCAAUAAUUAUUUUUUAAAGUUGAUAUUUUUUUCUAUAACUUUCCUAUGCCAAGCAUCAAAAAGUUUUGAAUUUUUUAUAUAGUAUUCCGGCAACCGGAUGCUCCCAAAACAUCUGCUGCCCGGGCCAAAUGCCCUUAAAAUCUUCCGUAAAAUAUGGCCCUGAGAGGGUGCAUUUAAAAUGGUUAUAAACGAAUAUGUGUUAGAGAAAAAAAUUUCGAAAAUUAUGUCCCCAUGAUGGGUUUCUUGAAAGUUUGGUUGGUUUAAGUUAGUUUUAGGGAACACUGCUAGCUUUCGGUAAAUAUAGUCACCCUUCGAAGUUUUUCUCAUUUCAAACACUGGGUAGGGAGGGGGUCUGAUGAUAGAUAACAGCAUUCUCGUUUUUUCGUUUUUGGUCUGUAUGUUUUUAGAAAAUUGUAAUUUUACCGUAUGACGGAGUUGAAAAAAAAUAAUACUAAAAUCAGAACUAUAGCAAUGCAUGAUAGCGAUAUAAAUUUAUUUAUACGAACUAGCAAUUAAUUACAUAUUGUGUAUUCAUAUUUGUAUCAUGCCAAUAGGAUUUUUACAUAUACAGCUAGUAUAGAUAUACAUAAUACAUACAUCACGUAGUGCAAUAGAUUAUGCCUAAAAAUGUGUGUAAUUUUUAUAAAACUGUAGGUAUUCGGUAAAAAAGAAAUCCCUAUUGCAAAUUUCAAUUGAAGAAAUUCCCAGAAAAAAAUUCUAAACUUUAGUUACUUAUUGCGGUCUUACUUACUUCGGCACCUAUUGGUGAUGGGUGCGGCAACCUGAUUGCUAAAAUUAUAUCCUGAUACAAUGUUGAAUUAUUUUUUUACAACAUUUAAGGAGUAUCAUGUGGUGAUAACAACUUUGGUUUUUAUAAUGAGAACCUAUAUUGAAAAUUCUAUAGAUAGACGGAGUAUUACUUUAAAUACAUUUUGGAAUCAAAAUGUUUGAUUUCCCCCAAACCCAAUAUUCCACUAUUAAGUUUAAGUAUAGAGAGAAAGUAGUGGAGCAUUAAUAAAACGCCGCGCGCCGUGCCGCCACACAAAUGAUACUCUAAAGUAGGGGUCACCAAUUAAUUUCUACGGAGGUCCAUUUUGAAACUUACUAAACCUUUCGGAGUCCCAAACAGUUCUAAUGAAUUUUACUCUUUUAAUGACUUUCCUCCUAUACCUGAACUUAAAAGUGAAAUAUCUCAAUAACGAAUUAACAGAAAUCAACAAUUUUAGUAUCAAAAUGUAUUUAAAGUAAUACUCCGAUAAUUUAUAGAAUUUUCAAUAUAGGUGAUCAUUUGAAAAACCAAGGUUAGUAUCACCAUGAGAUACUACUUAAAUGUUAUGAAAAAUUGAAGUACUCGAAAAUAUCGGCUUUAAUCAAACUUAAAAAUUCCAAAAAUCAGAAUUUGAAUAUAUGCAAAAUUUAACCAAAAACAUGGGGUGAGCAUGCUUAGUGAAUCACCAAGUAUAUAUUUUAUUUUUGGCCCAAUACCUGGUUAUUAAAAUAUGAACAAAUAGGCUGAAUAUAAAAUUAUAUUGAAAUAUGAAAUAUACCAUAAUUACUGAAUUCUGAGUGGAGCGAAGAAGCUUAUGGUCUUUAUGGUUUUUCAAAAAUGUUUAUUUUUUUUUCUUUGGACAACUUUUCUACCAGAGAUCUUGUUCCAAUAUUUGCGUGUAGCAUCUUUUCUGAAAUAAAAUCGGUGUAGGGAGGUACUAUAAAGAGGUAAUUUUUCGAUUUUCUCGAGAGUUUUUUCAUCAAAUGCGAAAAACCGAAAAAAAAAAACGAAAAAAUGUAUGCAAUAUAUUUGUAUAACGUUACGAUCUUUUUUUAACAUGUCCAAUAUACAAUGAAUUUGAAAUAAUUUUUAUUAAUAAAUAUGAAACGAUUACAAAUUUGUGUUAUCUAAUGAUAUUAUGUUUAUAUCAAUAUACCUACAUGGCGAACAGGCUAAAUAGUUUGUUAUAAAACAAUUAUAACAGGAGGGUUCACUUGUAAUCCCCUGGUUUUUAAAAUUAUUGAAAACAUGGAAUGAUGAAAAUAAAAUUAACUUUAUUUCAAUUAUUUAUAAACUAAUUGGUACAAAAAAAAUUAUUUUUUGAACAAUAAUAUGUCGUCUAGGUUUUUGCGAAAUUUGUUCAAUUAUAUGAUUGAUUGUUGUUGAUAACAACAAUGAACAGUGUACAACUAAAUAAAAACAUACAAAAAAUAAUAAAACAUAUUUUAACAACAUACAAUUAUUUUUCAUUUUUUGUUUGAAAAACUACACUUGUAAUUAAAAGAAUAACGAAAAAGUAAGGUCAAAAUUUGCUAAAGACUCAUGCAUGCAGUGGUGUAGAGGUUCAUUAAGACCAAAAUUGAUUGCAGAGGUAGAAAGUGAAAAAGAAACAGACAGGCCGGAAAAACGGAGAAGAAUUCUAAAGAAAAUCUUAGAGAGUAAGAAGAGCGAAUCAAUUUGCUUGUUCAACAGUUUGGCCAAAAAGCCGAGGUUGCUUGAGCGAUUACGAUUAGCCAAUGUUUUCAACUUAAGGAACUGGAGGACAAAGGCAUAACAAUACGGUAGACACCCAAUCUUAAAAACAUAAUUUAAAUAUUUACGUUGAACACACUCAAACAUACGUGAGUAAUCUACCAUGACAAAGUUGCAAAUUUGUAAUAUGUGCUAUUUGUAUGGUUUUUUUUCAGAUAGGAUAAUGUUCAUACUUAAGUAUUAUAUGAUAUAUAAUAUGAAUAUAAUAUAUACACUGCAAAAUAAAGUUAUUUUUGCAUAUAGUAAACUAUAUGUAAACAAUUAAACAUCAUAUACCUAUAAGUUACCAAUAAUUUAUAAUCCCGUGUAGCUUUUUAAUAUGUAACUACUUUAUUUAUAUACAAGGUGAUUCAUUAUAUGUGUUCACCCAAUUUUAUAUUCCGAGUGUAGCGAGGGGAGCUAUUUAUUUUACAAAUCUUUUUAUUUCAUUUUUUUCUUAUUUUUCUUUGUUCUAGUCUGUGGACACGUUUUUUCCUAAUAAACUUGCUUCGAUCUUUAUCAUCCACAGCUUUUCUAAAAGCUCAAAUUGUCUAGAUUGUACUUUGAACAGGUCAUUUUUUGAUUUUCGAAGCCAUUUUUUAAAUAAAAGCGCUUUAGUAGAAAAAUACGUAAGAAAACGUACAAUUUCACGAUUUCAUUAUUUAACAAAACACAGACGACAUUUUCUACCAGAAAAAAUGAUUUUAUCGAAAAAUCAUAAGAUAGCUUUUUUGUUGCCUUUUUGAUUUACUUUCUUACAGUAUCAUCACCAUAAAGUUUGAGUUACUUUUGAGUUUUUAAGGAAUUUUAAUUUUUGGAGUUUUUUUGAUGUAAUUCAGUUAUAAAUACACAUAGAGACUUGAAACUUGGUAAUCAUACCUUUAUUGGACUUACUUAGACGUAGUAAAUUUUCCGAAAUCAUUGGACGACUUUUUUUUUAUAAGCAUUUUGAAACCAAAUUUAAACAAAAAUCGCAAAAAUAAAUACGACACUUCAAAUUAUGUAUUAUAUUAUUUACUAAAAAAAGAUUUGUUUUUUUUUUAAUUUGCGCCCAUUUAAAUGCACUAUUAAAUUAAACAACAGUAACUAUCAGCCUUCCACCAUGCGGGGGUAAGGUUAAGUUAGGUUAGGGGACUACAUAAAGUGUAACGAGUUCUGACCUCAAACAGUCAUAACUCAUAAUAUAUAAAUCAUACACCGAUGUUUAAUCUGUUCUUUGUAAUCAUAUAUACAACCCAUUUUAAUUUUAACUGAAAAUUAAUUGAUUAGUAUAAAAUGAUUUUGAAAAAAAAAUUGUAGUUAGGUGAACAAUUUUUUUGUGGUUAUUGAUUUUUCUGAAGAAUAUUAUAAUUUUAACUAGCCAGAUGCCAGUAUAGUGUACCUUUAUGUAAUGAUGCUAAAGACAGUCCUUAGUCUAAAGGAAGAGAAGAAUAUUGUUGUUCAAUAUUUGGAAAGCAAUCAUUAUAAUUUGUACUUUUACUCUAUUUUCCCACUUACACACACACACACACACACACACAUACACAAAAUGGGAUGAUAUUCUUUUUACAUAGUAAUUGUAGUUAACUAUAUAAAGUGAAAGUUUCAAGGAAAUAAAAAGCAGUUAAAAUGUAUUUUAAUUCCACCUACUUCCGAUCUUAUCCAAUCGAUUUUUACCACUUGGACAAUGUUAAUCAUCUAUCUUAAUAGGUGGAUUGCCACCCACCUAUUUUUAAACAAAAUAUUCAAUUAUAAAUUUUCAUAAACUACCACUUUUAUAUUCUAUGCAGUGGCGUAACCAGAAUUUUUAAAUGUGUAGGCCAAAGCCAAACAUUUUUUAAAAAUUUACUCAACAAAUUAAAAUAAGUUAUUAGUAGUCAUAGAUAUGUUAAGAAAUAUAAAUUAUUUGGUUAUUAAAUAUGUACACUGUAAUGAUUUUUUAUUAUAUAAUAUUACAUUGGAAAUAGUUUUUUUUUCAAAAGCUAAUUAAAAAAAAGUUACUUUUAAAUAAAUUGAUAAGAUUGAAGAGCACUAAUGCAUUGCAUAUUUUUCAAACGCAUUAAUAAACUAUAUAAGUUAAUACGUAAAUGUGUUGACACGGCCAAUGGGGAGAAGUCAUGGCUCACUAGCUGUCACUGAUUCUAUGCUUAGCGAGAAAUGUAUUCGUUUUACUAUGAUAUGAACGAUUUUUAUUUUUUCUGUAAACAAAAUUUCUACUAGAAAUCUUGUUCCAAUCAAAAAAUGACAAGGAACAUUCUCUUUUGUAUUUUAAAUCUAACUGAUGCAUUGAGGACGUCAUUUUUUGAUUUUCCAAGCAGUUUUUAUAAUAAUUGGAAAAACUAGAAAAAACCAUCUAAGAAAAACAGACAAAUUGUUAACGGCGUUAAUAUUUUAUUAAUUUAAUAUUUUUUUGCGUUAUUUGCGGUAUUCUACCAGAAAUAUUGCAUCGAGAGAAAAUUGUGUUUAUUUGGUGUGUAAGAAAUUCGUUUCUUGAUUCUUCGUGUAGUUUUAUUUAUAAUUGACUAAAAUCGGAAAAGUUUAUGGAAAUAACGAUUUCAUUAUUUUUAAUUUAAUUAUUAAUACUAAGUGAUGUAAUAAUAAUAAUGUAGAUUUACUACAUUAUGCAUGGGAGUUAUUUAUUCGUUUUAUCAAUGAAAAAAUAUUAUAAAUUAUAAAAUUAUUUAACUAUUUUAACUAUAAAUUAAUACAAUAUGUAUUAUAUUGCAGAUCCACAAAAUAUAGCGUUCGCUGAAAAUUUAGAAACGUAUAGUAAAGCGAAUCAUGAUUUUGCAUUAUCGUUGUAUACAGUAAGAAAUAUUCGUUUAAACAUUUAAUAAAGUUGGAAAUGUGUUCUAUCUAAUAAUUAAUAAUUUUUUAAAGAAACUAGCCGAAAUAGAAACUGGAAACAUUAUCUAUUCACCACUUAGUAUUCAUGUGAUUAUGUUUAUGACUAGUAUUGGAGCAGUUUCGAAAACAUUAGACGAAAUUAUAAAAACAAUACAUUUGACAAAUAUUAAGUAUUCAGUGGAAGAUUACAGUGCUAUGUUGAAAAGAAUCACAGUGAGUAUAAAUAAAACACGAGAUAUAAUAUUGAACAUUAAUUCCAUUUUUAAUAAAAUUAAAAUAUGUAUUGUCUUAACUCUUAAAUAUAAAAACUUUAAUAAAUGUGUUAAGUAUAAUUGAAUUAUUCAAUAUUUUUCUAGGAUGGAUAUAAUAAUCUAAAACUAGUAUCUGCCAUAUUUAUUGAUGAAGAUUUUAAUGUGAAAGAUAGUUUUCUAGCAAAAUCAAAUUUAAGUCCUUUUUGGGUUUAUAAAUCAGAUUUUAAGAAUAAACAUGAAUCAUGGCGCCAAACCAUUAAUAUGUGGGUUUCAAACAAAACUGAACAUAAAAUCGAAGAACUAUUUCCUAAAGGUUAUAAAUAUAGUGUAUUUUUUUUUUUAAAUUUUGCAUAAAUAAUUUGUUUGUCUAUCGUUUUACAGAGUUAAUCGAUGCAAAUACUGCUUUAGUAUUGGUUAAUGCUGUACAUUUUAAAAGUCCGUGGGUAUAUAAAUUUUAUGAAAUAAAUAAAGAACCAUUUUACUCGUACUCCAAAAAAAUACAAUCAGUCAAAAUGAUGACUUUAAUGCACGAUUUGCAAUACUAUCACGAUAUGCAUUUGAAAUAUUCUGCUGUUGAAUUACCAUAUAAUGUAAAUAUUGCAUUAUAUUAGUAUUAAUAAUCUAUGGGACAAAUGUACAACUUAUUUUUAUUUUAUUCAGUACUAUAAUUUCAAAAUGAUUAUUUUACUACCCGAUGAUAAAGAUGGGUUAAAAUCCCUCGAGAAAAAUCUUGUAAAUAUCAACCUUAAUAAUAUCUUCAAACAAAUGAAUGAGUAUCACGUCUCUGUAAAAUUACCCAGUUUUAAAAUAGAACAAUCACUAUACCUAGAAGAAGCAUUUAAAAGGGUAAGAAUACUUCAAAAAUGUAUAAUAAAUAGUUGUCAAGUUAAAAAAAAACUUAAAAUAUUGUAGCUUGGAUGUUCAACAAUGUUCACGCCCAGAGCAAACUUCUCUAAAAUUUCUAACAAAGGUGGUUUGUAUGUUAAUAACUUAGUACAUAAGGCAUUUAUUGAAGUCAAUGAAAAUGGAACUUUAGCUGCAGGAGCUACAGGUAAUGAAAUAUAUAAAUAAUAUAAUAUAUACUAUUGACAAUAGUUCAUCCAUCGUUUAAUCUUUUCGAGGUAAAAAUAACUACAUAAUCGAUUGGUUAAUUUACCAGGAUACAAAUUAAAUUGUAUUUAAAUAAUAUAAAAUUAGAAACAUUUAUUCAUUCAACUAAAUAAUCCAAAUAAUACGUUAGCUCCUAUUAAACUUCUAUGAUGUUAUUUUUAAUUUAUAAAUUAUUUUAUUUUCGCUACAUUAUUCAUUAAGUUAAUGAACUUUUAGAAUCUGAAUGGAGCUAGUCAUUUUUUGAUUAACCAAGCAGUUUUCAUAGUAAUUGGGAAAAAUCGGGCAAAACUUAGGAAAAAAGGCAAAGUUUACAAAAAUAAAUCUUUUAAAAUUUUGAAUUAAAUUUUUCGUUGCUAUUCAGUUAAAAACGAUCGUGGAAAUUUGAAAUUUUGACAAAAGAUUUAAAUUCGCCUUUAAUGGACACGGUAAAAUUUUCAAAAAUUUAAGCCAUUUUUGAACUAUUUAUAGGCAAUUUAAUUUUGUGAAUUUUUUACAUAAUUUUUAUUCAGAAGGUACUCUAACAAUAAAAUUGUUAGACCAAACAGAAGUACUUGAAAACUUAACAUGAAGUUCAUUAUAAGUUGUGCUUAGUAGUCGACAAAAAAUGGUUUAAUUUAAUCGUUUUUCGUUAGCAAUGAUUAAUCAUUAAGAUUGAGUUCUUCCAAUUUUCCACCUACAGAUGGAAGGCCCACCCUUCCAUUGGGUAACUGCGAAGUUUGUACGUCUUUAUUUUUUAAGAAGAUUCUAAAAUAAUUCCACAAUAACUGAAAAAAAAAGACAUCCUACAAUAAUAAAGUCGGGUACAGCCACUGUUAUAAGUAAUUUAAUGUAUACCUGUAAGCAACGAUAAACCAUAACGAAAAAAACGAUUUUGAGCGGAAUUCAGUUGUUAGUGAUGCUUUGUCAACAAUAUAUAUGCCAUAUUAUGGUAAAAUAACUAAAGAAGCAAAAUAUAUAUUCUUUAUUAAUGUUUGUUUAGUGUACCGAUCUUCCCAUGUUUUUUUUCUGUGGAAAAAUCUUGAGAAAAUCGAUUAAUGACUUCUCUUAAGUAUCUCUUCAGACAAAUUUCCUUAGAAAAAUUGCGAUCAUAAUAUAUUGGAUCAAAAUUGCUGAUAGAAACUUUGUCCAUAGAAAAUAAUCACUAUUUUACUAAUAUAUAUUUUGUACAUUUUCCCGUUUUUCGCAUUUAGUGAGAAAACUUUUGAAAAAAAUCAAAAAAUGACUUCCUUAAAGUACCUCUUCAUACCGAGUUCUUUUCAGAAAAGGUGUUAUACGUAAAAAUCGGAGCAAGAUCUCUGGUAAAAAAGUUGUCCAUAGAAAAAAAAAUAAACAUCUUUGAAAAACCAUAAGCUUCUUCGCUCCACUCAGAAUCUAAAAACUAAAUAUAUUUACGUUCACAAUAAUUAAUAAUGGUUACCAAUAAAAUUUUACAUAUUAUUAAAUUAUUAAUGUCAUACAUAUUAUGUGAUCUAUCUAUAUGAUAGUAAAAAUAAUAAUUUAUUAUAUUCUGUUAAUUUUUUUUUUUUUUUAGGCGGGUCAGUUUCUUUGCUGAGUCUACCUUUGCCACGGACUAAAGUACAAUUUACUGUCGAUCACCCUUUCUUGUUUUUUAUUGUUUCUGAAUAUAAUGAUAUUAUACUUUUGGGCCGAGUAUUACAAGUAUGA